AAAAAAUUAAUACAUGGGAUGUAUAUGUGAAACUAUACCAAGAAAAAACUAAAUAAUGCCAAUGCGAACAAAAAAUAAAGAUUUAGUGUUUACUUCAACAGAGGACAUUUCUAAAAUUUAUAUUUUGGGCAAAGUCUUAGGAGUAGGAUCAUUUGGGAAAGUAAUUGCUGCUAAAAUGAGAAGUAAUCCAAUGAAAUAAUACGCAAUAAAAAUUAUUGAGAAAAAAAAAGUAAAAGGUAGAGAAGACAUCUUAGCUAAUGAAAUAUUCAUUUUAUAGUAGUUGGAUCAUCCUAAUAUUAUCAAAUUUCAUGAAGUUUAUUAGAAUAGAAUGAACUUUUAUAUUUGCAUGGAUUAUUGCAAAGGUGGAGAAUUAGUUGAGUGGAUUCCUAAAAAGUAUAAAACUUUUCAUGAAAGAAACAUUUAGGAAAUCAUGAAGAAGGUAAAGAAAAUAUAUAAUUAAGAUUAUAUCUGCUGUAGCAUAUAUUCAUAAUGAAGGAAUAGUUCAUAGAGACAUUAAAGCUGAAAAUAUUAUGAUUGCAAAUAAAAAGGAUGAUGCUGAACCAAAAUUAAUUGAUUUUGGUUUAGCAAAUAAAUUUGAUACAUCAAAGUUACGACGUUUAAAAUCUUUUGUAGGAACUCCAAUGUAUAUGGCUCCUGAAGUUAUUUAAGGAAGAUAUGAUGAAAAAUGUGAUAUUUGGUCCCUUGGAGUGUUAUUGUUUACAUUACUUUCAGGUCAUAGACCUUUUCAUGGUGAAACUAAAGAAGAACUCUAUGAUAAUAUUUAAAGGUCUAAUGUAAAUUAUUGUGAAAAUUUAUUUUUAGAUCACAUUCACAUAUAAUGCUUGGAAAAAUGUGAGUAAUGAAGCUAAGGAUAUGGUUCGUAAGAUGUUACAAAAGAGUCCUAGUCAGAGACCAUCUGCAUUUAAUUUAUUAAAACAUGAUUGGUUUACAACAACUUUAGUUUUCGAGGAGAAACAUCAAUUAGAUCACAAAAUAUCAUAGAAAGGUUAAGUUUCUCCAUCUAAUUCAAAUUCUGAGAACAGAUCUAUAUAUUAGAUGCUUAAAUAAACCUCUUAAAAAGGAGGAAGUAAAUUUAGAAAGGAAGUAAUGACAAUUUUGGUGAAAUAAUUAAAUGAAUAAGAAUUGAGUAAUCUAAUAGAAAAGUUUAAAUAAAUAGAUGUUGAUAAUUCUGGUACAAUAACAAUUUUUGAAUUAAGAUAAGCAUUGAUUGCAGAGGUUUAUAUUAAAUAAGUAAUAGAUAGGGAUCACCAGCAUCUUUUGAUGAAAUUGAAAAAUUAGUUGAGAACAUUUCUCCAAAGAAUGCUUUAGAUGUUAAAAAACGAUCUAGACCAUCAGUAGAAUUAAAAUACAGUGAAUUUUUGGCAUCUUGUAUCGAUGAAAGAAAAUUUUUAACAAGAGAAAAGGUAUUAAUUUUUAAAAUAUUUCAGUUAUGGUCAUUAUUUAAAUUUUUUGACACAGAUAAUUCAAAUUAUAUUACUAAAGAUGAUAUUAAGGAAGCAUUUGCAAGAAAUGCAAAGUCAUUUACUGAUAAGUAGAUAGAAGAGAUGAUUUAUGAAAUUGACCCAAAUCAUGAUAAUAAAAUAAGUUUUGAAGAAUUCUGUAAAAUGUUUGAUAAUGCAGGAAUCUAUUAAAAAUUAGAUGAUGAUGAUGAAGUAAUAGAAACUUGA
Molecule: messenger RNA, 1688 nt
Organism: Paramecium sonneborni
Lineage: Eukaryota; Ciliophora; Oligohymenophorea; Peniculida; Parameciidae
Source: the annotation of a GenBank genome assembly